AUGAUUGGUGAACGAAUUGAAAGUGGAAUUAAGGCUGGUAGAAUACAGAAUCCAAGUGCUGCUAGUUCCUCCUCUGGGGCUGGUGAAAGAAGCCAUACAAUGGGUUUUGCCAAAAAGAGAGAAGGUGAGACUAGUGCUGCUUACUAUGGUGGGGGCAGAAAUCAGGCUUAUCAACAAGUAGCCGCUGUGACUAUACCAAAUGCUCCUUUCCAACAUCAACAACAAGGGUAUCCGCCGCGUCAGUAUCAGCAAAGGCCGAAAUUGCCAGAAAGGGUUUUUGAUCCGAUCCCGAUGACUUGGGAUGCCAAUGCAAGAUGUGAGUACCAUUCUGGGUCACCUGGACAUAAUAUUGAGAACUGUAAAGCAUUGAAGCAUAAAGUCCAGGAUCUUCUCGACUCUAAAGCCAUCGAGUUUACUCCUACUCAAGGACCUAAUGUUGUUCAGAAUCCUAUGCCUCCCCAUGGAACUCAUGCAGCAAAUGCUAUUGAGGUUGUUGAAGAUGCUCACCUGGUCAAGGAUGUGAUCGAAUUGGGUUCAUUGUUGCCAUUAUUGAAGAAGGAAUUGUUGAGGAUGAGUCUAUACGUUAGUUGUGGAGAAUUCUGUACUGAUUGCAUGGUCACUUCCUCAGUUUGUGAUAAGGUGAAAGGUGGGAUUCAACAGUUGAUGGAUAGUGGGUAUCUACAGUUUGAGCGUGUGCGACGUCCUGAAAUGGUUGAAAACGCAGUUAAUGUGGCAUCCAUCCCGUAUACUCCUGCCAAGAUUCCAAUUCCUGCCAGAGCACCUCCUUUGGUUAUUACACUUCCUGGUCCCGUCCCAUAUAACAGUGAAAAAGCAAUUCCAUGGAAUUAUGGGGGAGAAGUUUUCUACCAAGGGGCCAAGUAUGAGGUUAAAGCGCCGGUUGAGAAAGAAGAUGUUAAUAAUGUUGUGGGCAUUGGAAGAAUGACGAGAAGUGGUCGUAUUUUCAAUCCUACCCAGAAUACUCGCGAUGAUAAUACAGAAGCUCUAGCUCAGGCAAAAGGGAAAAGAGUGGUAGAAGAUACAGUGGAUCAGGGGCAAAGCUCUAAUUCUGAAGAUACUGUGGCCAAAGAAAUGGAAGAGUUCCUAAAGAUCAUCAAGAAAAUUGCUCUUGUGUUCGGAGACACGUCGAAAUGCUUUAUUGAGGCUUCUAAGUACUCGCCUUUGUCCCCCCAGAAAAUCUCAGUGAAUCAACUUGAAGGAGUGGUGUCAAACAUCAACGCUGGUAAUGGAUUGGGAUUCACCGAUGCAGAUUUGCCUUCCGAAGGUAGAAACCACAAUAGAGCUUUGCAUAUAUCAGUGGAGUGUAAAGGGACUAUGUUAUCACGUGUUCUCGUGGAUAAUGGAUCUUCUUUGAAUGUAUUACCUAAAUCAUCUAUGAUGAGGCUAGAUUAUUCUAGUGUUGAGAUAAGGCCGAGUGAAUUGACGGUGAGAGCCUUUGAUGGAUCAAAGAGGUCAGUGUUUGGGGAGGUUAACUUGCCGAUAAUGAUAGGCCCUCAGCUUUUCACUAUUACUUUCUUUGUGAUGGAUAUCCACCCGUCUUACAGUUGUCUCCUGGGACGUCCAUGGAUCCAUGCCGCUGGGGCCGUGACUUCCACAUUGCAUCAGAAACUCAAAUUCGCGACUCAAGGAAAGAUAGUCACAAUAUGUGGGGAGGAAGAACACGUGGAAGCUAAAGCUGUGGUUGAAUCUGGUCGUCCUGAAGGAUGGGGCCGAAUCUUGGAUUUGCCAAUCAAGCAAGAUAAAUGUGGGAUUGGAUAUCAGUUGGGCCAGAGUUCAUCUAAUGGGGCCCCCAAGAAGCCUGUAACCUUUGUUCCAAUCAAGUUCUCUAGUGCUGGCAUUGUCAAGGAUCAUAUUUGUGCUGCUGAUGACAAUAUGGAUAGCGAUUAUGACAUUGAAGAAUGGAUCAAGCCGUGUGUCCCGGGACAUAAGCUUCUCAACUGGUCAUCUGAAGACAUCAUCUCAAUUGCUCUUGAUCAAAAGUUACCUCUUAAAGAAAACUCUCCGCCUGUCAAACAGAAACUCAGGAGAACACGUCCUGACAUGUCCAAGAAAAUCCAGGAAGAGGUUCAGAAACAGUUUGAUGCAGGUUUUCUUGUUGUAACAGUUUAUCCACCAUGGGUUGCCAAUAUUGUACAUGUACCUAAGAAAGAUGGGAAAUCUAUGUACUUUGAGUUUCCUGAUGAGGAUAUAAUGUGUGUGGGAGAGACUUCCGAGAGUCAAGAUCAAGAGGAAAGACCUGAACCAGAGGCGCGAUGGACGCUCGGUGUUCGAUGGUGCCUCCAAUGCGUUGGGUAA
Messenger RNA from Vicia villosa (hairy vetch), 2313 nucleotides. RefSeq lists its product as uncharacterized. NCBI's taxonomy places the organism in Eukaryota, Viridiplantae, Streptophyta, Magnoliopsida, Fabales, Fabaceae. The coding region runs from base 1 to 2313 and encodes 770 amino acids. The transcript is spliced from 6 exons. The record is from RefSeq and is a predicted model, not a curated record.